GCCCAAACUUUUAGCUAAUAUUCCUUAAUUAAAAAAAUAAAAAAUAAAAAAAUCAUAUUUUUCAUUUUCAUUUUCAUUUUAUUUUACUUUUCUCAACUCUGCUUUUUAUUAAAUUCAAUUAUCAAACUGAAAAUUCAAGAUCCGAGACGAAUCGAAGAAGAAGAUGAAGUUGAAUCUGAUGAACAAGUGUUUUUCAUCAUAAUCUAGCCAUGAAUUUCACCAAAAAGCUUUCUAAUCUCGACCGUCGUAACUUUCUCAUUCUAAUUCCACCACUUUCCAUUCUCAUCUUCAUCUCCAUCUCUUUUUUUUCACCAUCAACAAAUCCAUUCUCCUCUUUCGCUCCAAUUCGAUCCUUCCUUCUCGGUCGCUCAAACUCAAUCCUAAACAACAAUGUCUCUUCCACCGCCAACGCAACAAUCUUUCUACCGAUGCGAAACGAAACGGUUGAGAUUCGGCGGCGAAGCAGGACUAGGAUGAAAAAAGAUGAGUUGCUUAGAUCGAGAAUAGCGGUUUGUUUAGUCGGCGGCGCUAGAAGAUUCGAGCUAACCGGACCUUCUAUUGUAGAAAAUAUUCUGAAACAGUAUCCAAAUUCCGAUCUGUUUCUUCACAGUCCAUUGGAUAAGAACGCAUUCAAAUUCUCUCUCCUCAAAACCGCGCCGAAGCUCGCUUCCGUUCGAAUCUUCGAACCGAAACCCAUACCGGAGACUGAGACCGAAGCUCGAGUUCUCACCGCUCAUAACUCGCCUAAUGGAAUCCAGGGUCUCUUACAGUAUUUCAACUUGGUAGAAGGAUGUUUAACACUCAUCCAAAACUACCAAAACCAACAAAACUUCACAUACGAUUGGAUAAUCCGAACCCGAGUUGACGGGUACUGGAACGGUCCGCUCCACCCAAAAAACUUCAUACCGGGUCAUUACACGGUCCCACCCGGGUCAAGUUACGGCGGACUUAACGACCGUUUCGGAUUAGGAGACCUAAACACUUCCGUUAUAGCUCUCUCACGUCUCUCACUCAUCCCAAAACUCGACUCGGCCGGGUUACACCAACUCAACUCGGAAACUUCAUUCAAAGCCCAACUCACAACCCAACGAGUUCCCUUCUUAACAAAACGACUCCCUUUCUGUGUCGUAUCGGAUCGUAAGUACGAUUUUCCUCCGGUGGGGUUCGGUGUGCCGGUGGCGGCGCUGUCGAGUCGUGGUCCACUUAGUGGAGCCAAGUGUCGGCCGUGUACGGCGGCGUGCCGCGGCGGUUGUGUGGCGGAGGUUAUGGGGAGACUUUAUAAAGGGUGGAGUUGGACUGAGUGGGGGAAUGGGACACUUGAGCUUUGUAAUGCUAGUGAGGAGUGGGAGAAAGGUUGGGAGAAGGUUUUUGAUGGUGUUGUUGGGGAGAAAUUUAGUGGUGAAAGGAAGAGAGUUGAGGGUUUGAGUUUGAAAAAGUGUGUCGAUGAUUUUGAGGUGAUGAUUAAUCGGACUGUGGUUUGGGAUGCUCCUUUGCCGGAGAAGAUUUGUAGAAUGGGCUUGAAGGCCCAUUAAAGUUGUUGUUGUGUUUGGGCUUGGGCUUGGGCUUUUGGGUUUUGAUGAUUGUAAAUUGAGAAAUAGUGUUAGUUUAUUAUACUUUUUUUUGGGUUAAUAGAAAAUAAGUUUUUUUUCUUUGGGUAGUGUUAUUAUAGUCAUUUGAAGUUAUCUUUUUUAUAUUGUAUGUCUUAUAGAGUUAUGCCAUUAAAAAUAGUAAGAAAUUGAAAUGUUUUGUAAUUGAAAUCGUAUUUACAAAAAAAUUUAUUAGUAAAAUAAA
Cannabis sativa is the source of this 1791-nucleotide messenger RNA. RefSeq lists its product as uncharacterized. The transcript is spliced from 2 exons. Bases 210 to 1532 code for a protein of 440 amino acids. NCBI's taxonomy places the organism in Eukaryota, Viridiplantae, Streptophyta, Magnoliopsida, Rosales, Cannabaceae. The record is from RefSeq and is a predicted model, not a curated record.